This is a messenger RNA of Thalassophryne amazonica, 14811 nucleotides long. It is a transcript of the gene dync1h1, whose product is annotated as dynein, cytoplasmic 1, heavy chain 1. The transcript has 78 exons. Bases 80 to 14002 code for a protein of 4640 amino acids. Lineage: Eukaryota; Metazoa; Chordata; Actinopteri; Batrachoidiformes; Batrachoididae. Gene Ontology annotation, cellular component: dynein complex. Gene Ontology annotation, biological process: microtubule-based movement. The record is from RefSeq and is a predicted model, not a curated record. Gene Ontology annotation, molecular function: minus-end-directed microtubule motor activity; dynein light intermediate chain binding; dynein intermediate chain binding.
AACAGCGAUGGCAGGAGGAGGGAACGAAAGUACCGCAGUUCUUUGUUCAAAUACCGAUCGUCACUGACCGCACCCGAAAAUGUCCGACGGCGGAGGGACGGACGAUCACUGCGGUACCAUGGAGGUAUCGGCUGUUCAGACGGUCGCCGACACGUCGGUACUGCAGAAGCACAUUCGGAAACUUGUACCGCUGCUCCUGGAAGAUGGCGGCGAGGCUCCGGCCUCGCUGGAAACCUCCCUGGAGGAGAAGAGCGCCGUGGAACAGAUGAGGAAAUUUCUGUCUGACCCGCAAGUUCACGCCAUUCUGGUCGAGAGAAGUGCCCUCAAAGAGGAAGUUGGUGAUGAAGGUGAGGAGGAGAAAGAGUGCAUCACCUAUAACAUCAGCAUUGAUAUACACUAUGGCAUCAAGUCCAACAGUUUGGCUUUGAUCAAGAGGACAGGUGUCAUCGAUGCAGACAAGCCAAUAUCAACCCAAGUGCGAGUUUUGACCUUGAGUGAAGAUUCUCCCUAUGAGACGCUCCACUCUUUUAUCAGUAAUGCUGUUGCUCCUUUCUUCAAAUCCUACAUUCGUGAAUCUGGCAAGGCAGACAGAGAUGGGGAUAAGAUGGCGCCAUCUGUUGAAAAGAAGAUUGCUGAGCUAGAGAUGGGCCUUCUCCAUCUGCAGCAGAACAUUGAGAUUCCUGAGAUUAGCUUGGUCAUCCACCCCAUCAUCACAAACAUUGCCAAGCAGUGCUAUGAGCGUGGGGAGAAGCCCAAGGUCACCGACUUUGGGGACAAAGUGGAAGAUCCAACAUUCCUUAAUCAACUACAGUCCGGUGUUAAUCGCUGGAUCAGGGAGAUCCAAAAGGUGACAAAGCUAGAUCGAGACCCAGCUUCAGGCACAGCCUUGCAAGAGAUCAGUUUCUGGCUCAAUCUGGAGAGGGCUCUCAACAGGAUUCAGGAGAAGAGGGAGAGCCCAGAGGUUCUACUCACAUUGGACAUUCUCAAACAUGGAAAACGUUUUCACGCUACAGUCAGCUUUGACACAGACACUGGUCUGAAGCAGGCUGUGGAAACGGUCAAUGAUUACAAUCCUUUGAUGAAAGACUUUCCUCUCAAUGACCUGCUGUCUGCCUCAGAGCUUGAUAAGAUCCGCCAAGCCCUGAUGGCUAUAUUCACACACCUCAAAAAGAUUAGGAAUACCAAAUACCCAAUACAGAGAGCACUGCGUCUAGUUGAGGCUAUCUCCAGAGACUUGAGCUCUCAGCUUCUCAAGGUGUUGGGAACCAGGAAGCUUAUGCAUGUUGCCUAUGAGGAAUUUGAAAAGGUUAUGGUAGCUUGCUUUGAAGUGUUCCAAACCUGGGAGGAUGAGUAUGAAAAACUGCAAGUGCUUCUGAGAGACAUUGUAAAGAGAAAGCGAGAAGAGAAUCUGAAGAUGGUGUGGCGUUUGAGCCCUGCACACAGAAAGCUCCAGUCACGUCUGGACCACAUGAGACGUUUCAGAAGGCAGCAUGAGCAGUUGAGGGCAGUCAUUGUCCGUGUGCUGAGGCCUCAGGUUUCUGCUGUGCCGCAACAUGCCCCUGGUGAAACAGUUGAACCUCAAGACAUGAAGGUAGCUGGAGUUCUCUUUGAUGCAGCUGAUGCCAAUGCUAUUGAGGAAGUCAACCUGGCAUAUGAGAAUGUUAAGGAGGUUGAUGGCCUCGACGUGUCUAAGGAAGGAAUGGAAGCCUGGGAGGCUGCCAUGAAGCGCUACGAUGAAAGAAUUGACCGUGUGGAGACUCGCAUCACUGCCCGCCUGCGCGAUCAGCUUGGAACAGCUAAGAAUGCCAACGAGAUGUUCCGGAUCUUCUCACGCUUCAAUGCUCUCUUCGUGCGCCCUCACAUCCGUGGUGCUAUCCGGGAGUACCAGACACAGCUCAUUCAACGUGUGAAAGAUGACAUUGAGUCACUGCAUGACAAGUUCAAAGUGCAGUAUCCUCAGAGCCAGGCAUGCAAAAUGAGUCACGUCCGGGAUCUUCCGCCUGUGUCUGGCUCCAUCAUCUGGGCAAAGCAGAUCGACCGUCAGCUAACUGCAUAUAUGAAGCGUGUGGAAGAUGUUCUGGGAAAAGGUUGGGAGAACCAUGUGGAAGGUCUGAAGCUUAAGCAGGAUGGUGAUAGCUUCAGGGCUAAACUCAGUACACAGGAAAUAUUUGAUGACUGGGCUCGCAAGGUGCAGCAGCGUAACCUUGGUGUUUCUGGUCGCAUCUUUACUAUUGAGAGUACUCGUGCCCGUGGACGCACAGGAAACAUGCUGAAACUUAAAGUCAACUUUCUCCCAGAAAUCAUCACCUUAUCCAAAGAGGUCCGCAACCUCAAGUGGCUGAGCUUCCGUGUACCUUUGGCCAUUGUCAACAAAGCCCACCAAGCUAACCAGCUGUAUCCAUUUGCCAUCUCUCUGAUUGAGAGUGUGCGCACGUACGAGCGCACCUGUGAGAAGGUGGAGGAGAGGUCGUCCAUCUCCUUGCUGGUAGCUGGGCUAAAGAAAGAAGUCCAGGCCCUCAUUACUGAAGGCAUCAUUUUGGUCUGGGAGUCCUACAAGCUGGAUCCUUAUGUUCAGAGGCUGGCUGAGACGGUUUUCAACUUCCAGGAGAAGGUGGACGAUCUAUUGCUGAUUGAAGAGAAAAUAGAUCUAGAGGUUCGGUCACUGGAGACUUGUAUGUUUGACCACAAGACCUUUUCCGAUAUCCUCAGCCGUGUCCAGAAGGCCGUGGAUGAUCUCAAUCUCCACUCUUAUUCCAACUUGCCCAUCUGGGUCAACAAGCUUGACAUUGAGAUUGAACGUAUCCUGGGAGUACGUCUGCAGGCUGGACUCAAGGCUUGGACCCAGGUGCUCCGUGGCCAAGUGGAGGACAAAGCUGAUGUGGACAUGGACACAGAGGCUCCACAAGUGAGCCACAAACCUGGUGGUGAGCCUAAGAUCAAGAAUGUUGUUCAUGAGCUGAGGAUCACCAACCAAGUGAUCUAUCUGAACCCUCCAAUCCAAUACUGUCGCUUCAAACUGUACCAGGAGAUGUUCUCCUGGAAAAUGGUCAUCCUCUCCCUUCCCAGGAUCCAGAGCCAGAGAUAUCAGGUGGGCGUUCACUAUGAGCUGUCAGAGGAGGAGAAGUUCUACCGAAAUACCCUGACCAGGAUGCCAGAUGGCCCAGCAGCUUUGGAGGAGGCGUACAUUGCAGUUGAAGACAAUGUCAGUGAAGUGGAGCAGUAUGUCCAGGUAUGGCUGCAGUACCAGUGCCUGUGGGACAUGCAAGCUGAAAACAUCUACAACCGUUUGGGUGAAGAUCUCAAUAAGUGGCAGGCCCUACUGGUCCAGAUCCGCAAAGCUCGCGGAACCUUUGACAAUGCAGAGACACGGAAGGAGUUUGGACCUGUGGUCAUUGACUAUGGCAAGGUCCAGUCAAAGGUGAACUUGAAAUAUGACUCAUGGCACAAAGAAGUCCUGAGUAAGUUCGGUCAGAUGCUUGGUCAGAAUAUGCAAGACUUCCAUGCACAGAUUUCCAAGUCCCGUCAAGACCUGGAACAGCAUUCUGUUGACACAGCGAGCACCUCAGAUGCUGUCAACUUCAUUACAUAUGUUCAGACGCUGAAGCGCAAGAUCAAGCAAUUUGAGAAAAAUGUGGAUCUGUUCCGUAAUGGCCAGCGUUUGCUGGAGAAACAGAGGUUUCAGUUCCCUCCAUCCUGGCUCUACAUUGACAACAUUGAAGGAGAAUGGGGUGCUUUCAGUGAUAUAAUGAAACGUAAAGAUACCGCUAUCCAGCAGCAGGUGGCCAAUUUACAGAUGAAGAUUGUGCAAGAGGACAAAGCUGUGGAAAAUCGCACUAGUGACUUACUCAGUGACUGGGAAAAGACCAAACCAGUUGCUGGCAACUUGAGACCAGAGGAGGCCCUGCAGUCUUUGACCAUCUAUGAAGGCAACUUUGGUCGUCUGAAGGUGGAAAGGGAAAAAUGUGCCCGUGCCAAAGAGGCCCUGGAGCUGACAGACACUGGCCUGCUCAGUGGUAGUGAAGAAAGAGUGCAGGUGGCACUAGAGGAGCUACAUGACUUGAAGGAGGUGUGGUCAGAACUGUCAAAGGUUUGGGAGCAAAUCGACCAGAUGAAAGAACAGCCAUGGGUGUCUGUACAACCUCGUAAGCUUCGUCAGAGUCUGGAUGCUUUGGUGAACCAACUGAAGAACUUCCAAGCCAGACUGAGACAGUACGCUUCAUAUGAAUAUGUCCAGAGGCUGCUGAAAGGAUACCUGAAGGUUAACAUGUUGGUAAUUGAACUGAAAUCAGAGGCUCUCAAAGACCGCCACUGGAAGCAGCUGAUGAAGCGUUUGCAUGUAAACUGGGUCCUUUCAGAGCUGACCCUGGGUCAGAUCUGGGAUGUGGAUUUGCAGAAGAAUGAGAUGGUGGUGAAAGAUGUCCUCCUGGUAGCCCAAGGAGAGAUGGCUUUGGAAGAAUUUCUUAAACAGAUCCGUGAAGUUUGGAAUUCCUAUGAACUUGACCUGGUGAACUACCAAAAUAAGUGUCGUCUGAUUCGAGGCUGGGAUGAUCUCUUCAACAAGGUCAAGGAACACAUUAACAGCGUGUCUGCCAUGAAGUUGUCUCCUUACUACAAGGUAUUUGAGGAAGAUGCCCUUAGCUGGGAGGACAAGCUGAAUCGCAUCAUGGCUCUGUUUGAUGUCUGGAUUGAUGUCCAGCGUCGCUGGGUCUAUUUGGAAGGCAUCUUUACAGGCAGUGCUGACAUCAAACACCUGCUUCCUGUAGAAACCCAGAGGUUCCAGAGUAUCAGCGCGGAGUUCUUGGCACUGAUGAAGAAGGUGACAAAGUCUCCUUUAGUGAUGGAUGUGCUGAACAUACAGGGAGUACAGAGAUCCCUGGAAAGACUGGCUGACCUGCUUGGAAAAAUCCAGAAAGCUCUAGGAGAGUACCUGGAAAGGGAGAGGUCCUCAUUCCCCAGGUUCUACUUUGUUGGAGAUGAGGACCUUCUUGAGAUUAUAGGCAACAGCAAGAAUGUGGCCAAACUUCAGAAGCACUUCAAAAAGAUGUUUGCUGGAGUCUCCAGCAUCUUGCUCAGUGAUGACAACACUGAGGUGCUAGGUAUCUCUUCCCGUGAGGGUGAGGAAGUUCUCUACAAAACACCGGUCUCUAUUACAGAGCAUCCCAAGAUCAAUGAGUGGCUGACGCUGGUGGAGAAGGAGAUGAGGGUGACGUUGGCAAAGCUACUUGCUGAAUCUGUCACAGAGGUUACAGCCUUCAACAAAGGAACAGCUGUUGACCUCAACCAGUACAUUGACUGGAUUGAUCGUUACCAGGCCCAGCUAGUAGUCCUCUCCACUCAGAUUGCCUGGUCUGAGAAUAUUGAAUCCGCCUUGACCACCAUCUCUGGUGGUGGUAAUAUGAAGCUCAUGCACGGUGUGCUUUCAAACGUUGAAGCCACCCUUAAUGUGCUCGCUGACACUGUCCUGAUGGAACAGCCCCCACUUCGCAGGAGGAAACUGGAGCAUCUGAUCACAGAACUGGUCCACCAACGUGAUGUGACUAGGGCUUUGAUCAAGAACAAGAUUGACAAUCCCAAGUCCUUUGAGUGGCUCAGCCAAAUGCGCUUCUACUUUGAUCCCAAGCAGACUGAGGUCCUACAACAGCUGUCCAUUCAGAUGGCCAAUGCCAAGUUCAACUAUGGCUUUGAGUACUUGGGAGUCCAGGACAAGCUUGUGCAGACCCCACUGACAGACCGCUGCUAUCUAACCAUGACUCAGGCACUGGAAGCUCGUCUUGGAGGGUCACCAUUUGGUCCUGCUGGCACUGGAAAGACUGAAUCAGUGAAGGCACUUGGUCACCAGCUGGGCCGCUUUGUCCUGGUCUUCAACUGUGAUGAGACAUUUGACUUCCAGGCCAUGGGUCGUAUCUUUGUUGGUCUGUGCCAGGUCGGUGCCUGGGGCUGCUUUGAUGAGUUCAAUCGACUCGAGGAGAGAAUGCUGUCUGCUGUCUCCCAGCAGGUCCAGUACAUCCAAGUGGCCUUGAGGGAGCACAGCAACCCCAACAGAGACAGGAGUGUACCUGUGACCACGGAACUCCUGAACAAGCAAGUGAAGGUGAGCCCGGACAUGGCCAUCUUCAUCACCAUGAACCCCGGCUACGCUGGCCGCUCCAACCUACCUGACAACUUGAAGAAGCUGUUCCGCAGCUUGGCCAUGACAAAACCUGACCGCCAGCUCAUUGCCCAGGUCAUGCUCUACUCUCAAGGUUUCCGCACGGCUGAGGUCCUCGCCAAAAAGAUUGUGCCCUUCUUCAAGCUUUGCGAUGAGCAGCUCUCAUCCCAGAGUCACUACGAUUUUGGCCUGCGAGCUCUCAAGAGCGUGUUGAUCAGUGCUGGUAAUGUAAAACGGGAGCGCAUCCAGAAGAUCAAAAGGGAGAAGCUUGACCGUGGUGAGGUUGUUGAUGAGAAUGAGAUCGCUGAGAAUCUUCCUGAACAGGAGAUCCUGAUCCAGAGUGUAUGUGAGACCAUGGUUCCCAAGCUAGUGGCAGAGGACAUCCCUCUGCUUUUCAGCCUGCUGUCAGAUGUCUUUCCUGGAGUCCAGUACCAUCGUGGAGAGAUGACUGCACUGAGGGAAGAGCUGAAGAAGGUCUGCAUGGAAAUGUACCUCACAUACGGGGAUGGUGAUGACGUGGGCAGCAUGUGGGUGGAGAAGGUGCUACAACUGUACCAGAUUACACAGAUCAACCAUGGGCUUAUGAUGGUAGGCCCCUCUGGUAGUGGAAAGACAAUGGCAUGGCGGGUCCUGCUCAAGGCCCUGGAGAGACUAGAGGGUAUUGAGGGUGUGGCCCACAUCAUUGACCCCAAGGCGAUCAGUAAGGAUCAUCUGUAUGGCACACUGGAUCCCAACACCCGUGAAUGGACAGAUGGCUUGUUCACGCACAUCCUCAGGAAAAUCAUUGACAAUGUCCGAGGUGAACUGCAGAAGCGUCAAUGGAUCAUCUUUGAUGGCGAUGUUGACCCAGAAUGGGUUGAAAACCUCAACUCUGUCCUGGAUGACAACAAGCUUCUCACCCUGCCCAAUGGGGAGCGUCUCAGCUUGCCACCGAAUGUGCGAGUCAUGUUUGAAGUCCAGGACCUGAAAUAUGCCACCCUUGCUACCGUGUCUCGCUGUGGUAUGGUGUGGUUCAGUGAGGAUGUCCUCAGCACUGACAUGAUCUUCAACAACUUUCUGGCUCGCCUCCGUAACAUCCCACUGGAUGAGGGAGAGGAUGAAGCCCAGCGCAAGAGAAAGGGCACAGAGGAUGAAGAGGAGGCUGCAUCACCAAUGUUGCAGAUCCAGCGUGAUGCUGCAGCAAUCCUACAGCCUUACUUCACUUCCACAGGUCUGGUCAUCAAGGCCUUAGAGCACGCAUCCAAGAUGGAACACAUCAUGGACUUCACUCGAUUGCGCUGUUUGGGUUCCCUGAUCUCGAUGUUGCACCAGGCCUGCCGUAAUGUUGCCCUCUACAACAACAACCACCCUGAUUUCCCCAUGCCUAUUGAUCAGUUGGAGAGAUAUAUGCAGCGUUAUCUGAUCUAUGCUGUGCUCUGGUCCUUCUCUGGUGAUGGAAGAUUGAAGAUGAGGGCAGAACUUGGGGAAUAUAUCAGACGCAUCACAACUGUACCCCUCCCCUCUGCUCCCAAUAUCCCAAUCAUUGACUAUGAGGUGUGCAUUUCAGGUGAGUGGCAGUCUUGGCAGGGCAAGGUGCCCCAGAUUGAGGUGGAGACCCACAAGGUGGCCUCCCCUGAUGUUGUGGUUCCCACGCUGGACACCGUGCGCCACGAGGCUUUGCUGUACACAUGGCUGGCCGAACACAAGCCGCUUGUGCUGUGUGGACCUCCUGGAUCUGGAAAGACCAUGACUUUGUUCAGCGCUCUCAGGGCUUUGCCUGAUAUGGAGGUUGUAGGUCUAAACUUCUCCAGUGCCACCACCCCAGAGCUGCUACUGAAGACCUUUGACCACUACUGCGAGUACCGUCGUACCCCCAAUGGUGUGGUCCUUGCCCCUGUGCAGCUUGGCAAAUGGUUGGUGUUGUUCUGUGAUGAGAUCAAUCUUCCGGACAUGGACAAGUACGGCACACAGAGAGUCAUCUCUUUCCUCAGACAGAUGGUGGAACAUGGAGGAUUUUACCGCACCUCAGACCAGACUUGGGUCAAACUAGAGAGAAUUCAAUUUGUAGGAGCCUGUAAUCCUCCCACAGAUCCAGGCAGAAAGCCACUCACACACAGGUUCCUGCGUCAUGUUCCUGUUGUAUAUGUGGACUAUCCAGGACCAGCUUCUCUCACACAGAUUUAUGGAACAUUUAACCGGGCCAUGCUGCGGCUCAUCCCAUCUUUACGCACAUAUGCUGAACCCCUGACUGCUGCCAUGGUGGAGUUCUACACCAUGUCCCAGGAGCGGUUUACCCAAGACACCCAGCCUCACUACAUCUACUCUCCAAGAGAGAUGACCCGCUGGGUGAGAGGAAUCUUUGAGGCCUUGCGCCCACUUGAGACCCUGCCUGUGGAGGGACUCAUUCGAAUCUGGGCCCAUGAGGCUCUUCGCCUCUUCCAGGAUAGGCUGGUUGGAGAUGACGAGAGAAGGUGGACAGAUGAAAACAUUGACACAGUUGCUGUCAAGCACUUCCCUAACAUUGAUAAGGAAAAGGCUCUGUGUAGGCCCAUCCUCUAUAGCAAUUGGCUGUCAAAGGACUAUAUCCCAGUGGAACAGGAGGAGCUGAGGGAUUACGUGAAGGCCCGUCUGAAGGUCUUCUAUGAAGAGGAGCUGGAUGUCCCGCUGGUGCUCUUUAACGAGGUGCUGGACCAUGUCCUCAGAAUUGACAGAAUCUUCCGUCAGCCUCAGGGUCAUCUCCUGUUAAUUGGUGUGAGUGGAGCAGGAAAGACUACUCUUUCUCGCUUUGUUGCAUGGAUGAACGGGCUAAGCGUCUACCAGAUAAAGGUCCACAGGAAAUACACUGGUGAGGACUUUGACGAGGACCUUCGUACGGUGCUGCGUCGCUCAGGGUGCAAGAAUGAGAAGAUCGCCUUCAUCAUGGAUGAGUCCAAUGUGCUAGAUUCUGGUUUCUUGGAGAGAAUGAACACACUACUGGCCAAUGGAGAGGUUCCUGGCCUUUUUGAGGGAGAUGAGUAUGCCACUCUGAUGACUCAGUGUAAGGAAGGAGCGCAGAAAGAGGGUCUGAUGCUGGACACACAUGAGGAGCUGUACAAAUGGUUCACCAGCCAGGUCAUAAGGAAUCUCCAUGUUGUUUUCACCAUGAACCCAUCAUCUGAAGGCCUGAAGGACAGAGCUGCUACAUCUCCUGCCCUCUUCAACAGGUGUGUCUUGAACUGGUUUGGUGACUGGUCCACUGAAGCUCUUUACCAAGUGGGUAAGGAGUUCACUAGCAAGAUGGACCUGGAGAAACCCAACUACAAGGUUCCAGACUACAUGCCCAUUGUUUAUGACAAAUUGCCUCAGCCGCCAUCCCAUCGUGAAGCUAUUGUCAACGGCUGUGUGUUUGUACACCAGACGCUUCACCAGGCUAACAACCGUCUUGCAAAGCGUGGUGGUCACACUAUGGCCAUCACUCCACGCCACUACCUGGACUUCAUCAACCAGUAUGCUAACCUGUUCAAUGAGAAGCGCAGCGAGUUGGAGGAGCAGCAGAUGCACCUCAAUGUCGGGCUCCGCAAAAUCAAAGAAACAGUUGAUCAGGUUGAGGAGCUUCGCCGUGAUCUGAGAAUUAAGAGCCAGGAGUUGGAAGCAAAGAAUGCUGCUGCCAACGACAAGCUGAAGAAGAUGGUGAAAGACCAACAAGAGGCUGAGAAGAAAAAGGUAAUGAGCCAGGAGAUCCAAGAAGCUGUGUACAAACAGCAGGAGGUGAUCAGGGACAAACAGCUGAGAGUCAAACAGGACCUGGACCAAGUGGAACCUGCCGUUAUUGAAGCUCAAAAUGCUGUUAAAUCGAUUAAGAAACAGCACCUGGUGGAGGUGCGUUCCAUGGCAAACCCACCUGCUGCUGUGAAGUUGGCUCUGGAGUCCAUCUGUUUGCUACUCGGCGAGAGCACAACUGACUGGAGGCAGAUCCGUUCAGUCAUCAUGAGGGAGAACUUCAUCCCCACCAUUGUCAACUUCUCUGCAGAGGAGAUUAGUGACUCCAUUCGUGAGAAGAUGAAGAAGAACUACCUCUCUAAUCAAAGCUAUAACUAUGACCAAGUCAACAGGGCCUCACUGGCUUGUGGACCCAUGGUUAAAUGGGCAAUUGCUCAGCUUAAUUAUGCUGACAUGCUGAAGCGUGUAGAGCCUCUGCGUAAUGAACUGCAAAAACUUGAAGAUGAUGCCAAGGACAACAAGACGAAGGCCGAAGAGGUGGAGCAGAUGAUCAGAGACCUGGAGGCUAGCAUUGCUCGCUACAAGGAGGAGUAUGCCGUUCUCAUCUCUGAGGCCCAGGCCAUCAAGGCUGACCUGGCUGCUGUUGAGGCCAAGGUGAAUCGCAGCACAGCACUACUGAAGAGUCUGUCAGCUGAAAGAGAACGCUGGGAGCAGACCAGUGAGACCUUCAAAAACCAAAUGUCCACCAUCGCUGGAGACUGUCUCCUCUCUGCAGCGUUCAUUACCUAUGCUGGUUACUUUGAACAACAGAUGAGACAAAACCUUUUCACUACUUGGUCUCAUCACCUGCAACAAGCCAACAUUCAGUUCCGUACAGAUAUCGCCAGAACUGAGUACCUCUCCAAUGCAGAUGAGAGACUUCGUUGGCAGGCUAACUCUCUUCCAGCUGAUGAUCUCUGCACUGAGAACGCCAUCAUGCUCAAGAGGUUCAACAGGUACCCGCUGAUCAUAGAUCCAUCAGGCCAAGCCACAGAAUUCAUAAUGAAUGAGUAUAAGGAUCGUAAGAUCACCAGAACCAGCUUCCUAGAUGAUGCUUUCAGGAAGAACCUGGAGAGUGCCUUACGUUUUGGAAACCCACUGCUAGUCCAGGAUGUGGAAAGCUACGACCCCAUCCUGAACCCAGUGCUGAACAGAGAGGUCCGCAGGACUGGAGGACGUGUCCUCAUAACCCUAGGAGACCAGGACAUUGAUCUGUCACCUUCAUUUGUCAUCUUCCUCUCCACACGGGACCCGACGGUUGAGUUCCCACCAGACCUGUGUUCUCGUGUGACAUUUGUCAACUUCACUGUGACACGCAGCAGCCUUCAGAGUCAAUGUCUCAACGAGGUUCUAAAGGCUGAAAGACCUGAUGUUGAUGAGAAACGCUCAGACCUCCUCAAACUGCAAGGUGAAUUUCAGCUGCGUCUCCGCCAGUUGGAAAAAUCGCUGCUACAGGCACUCAAUGAGGUCAAGGGUCGCAUCCUUGACGAUGACACCAUCAUCACCACACUGGAGAACUUGAAGAAGGAGGCUGCCGAGGUGACCAGGAAGGUGGAAGAGACAGAUAUUGUCAUGGCGGAGGUGGAAACAGUGUCACAGCAAUACCUGUCUCUGUCUUCUGCCUGCAGCAGCAUCUACUUCACCAUGGAAGCACUUAACCAGAUGCACUUCCUGUAUCAGUAUUCCCUUCACUUCUUCUUGGACACCUACCACACAGUGCUGUAUGAGAACCCCAACCUCAAGAGCAUUAGUGACCAUUCACAGAGGCUCUCUCUCAUCACAAAGGACCUCUUCCAGGUGGCGUUCAACAGAGUAGCUAGAGGUAUGCUGCACCUGGACCACAUUACCUUUGCUAUGCUUUUAGCAAAGAUCAGCCUAAAGGGCAUGACCAGUGAGCCAUCAUAUGAUGCAGAGUUCCAGCACUUCAUGCGUGGUAACGAAAUAGUACUAAAGGGCAUGUCGUUGCCCAAAGUGAAGGGUCUGACCACUGACCAGAGUGAAGCCAUGGUUCGCCUCAGCCGCCUGCCAGCUUUCAAAGAUUUAGUGGAAAAAGUUGAGGCAGAUGAUCAAUUCUUCAUGUGGAUUGAGAGCAACACUCCAGAGUUGGCUGUUCCAUAUCUGUGGUCUGAGGAGAAGCAGUCUACUCCUAUUGGCCAGGCAGUGCACCAGCUGUUGCUAAUUCAGACCUUCCGUCCAGACCGUCUUUUGGCCAUGUCACACAUUUUUGUCUCUAAGGUUCUGGGAGAGAGCUUCAUGAGUAUCAUCGAGCAGCCUCUUGACCUGGCUAAUAUUGUAGAUAAUGAGGUGAAGCCCAGCACUCCAGUGUUGAUGUGUUCUGUGCCUGGUUAUGAUGCCAGUGGCCUGGUCAGAGAUCUUGCUGCUGAACAGAACAAACAAAUCACUUCCAUCUCCAUUGGUUCAGCUGAAGGCUUCAAUAAGGCUGACAGAGACAUCAACACUGCUGUCAAAUCUGGAAGGUGGGUGAUGUUGGAGAACGUCCACCUGGCUCCUGGAUGGCUGAUGCAGCUAGAGAAGAAGCUGCACUCCAUGCAGCCUCAUGCCAGCUUCAGGCUUUUCCUUACAAUGGAGAUCAACCCUAAGGUGCCAGUAAAUCUGCUUCGUGCUGGUCGUAUCUUUGUCUUUGAACCUCCUCCUGGUGUCAAGGCGAACAUGCUGAGGACCUUCAGCAGCAUCCCUGUGGCUCGCAUGUGCAAGGCUCCCAACGAGCGUGCUCGCCUCUACUUCCUCCUAGCUUGGUUCCACGCGGUCAUUCAGGAGCGUCUACGCUAUGCACCACUGGGUUGGUCCAAGAAAUACGAGUUUGGGGAGUCGGACCUCCGUUCUGCCUGUGACACAGUUGACACAUGGCUGGAUGAUACUGCUAAGGGUCGCCAAAACAUCGCACCAGACAAGAUUCCUUGGGCAGCACUGAAAACUCUGAUGGCCCAGUCGAUCUAUGGCGGCCGUGUUGAUAACGAGUUUGACCAGCGGCUGCUCAAUACCUUCCUGGACCGCAUUUUCACCAAGGGCAGCUUCGACAGCGAGUUCAAACUCGCUGUGAAGGUGGAUGGACAUAAAGACAUCAAGAUGCCUGAUGGCAUCCGACGUGAGGAGUUCAUGCACUGGGUAGAAAUGCUUCCUGACACCCAGACUCCAUCUUGGCUUGGGCUCCCAAGCAAUGCUGAAAAGGUCUUGCUCACCACUCAGGGCACUGACAUGAUGGGUAAGAUGCUGAAAAUGCAGAUGUUGGAGGAUGAGGAUGACCUUGCCUAUGAGACGGAAAAGAAACAACACACUUCGUCCACAUCCGAUGCCCAGCCCACCUGGAUGAGGACCCUCCACACCACCGCUUGCAACUGGCUGCAACUUAUGCCCCAAACAGUCAACCCACUCAAACGCACAGUGGAGAACAUCAAGGACCCGCUGUUCCGCUUUUUUGAGCGCGAGGUGAAAAUGGGCGGCAAGAUGCUCCAGGACAUUCGUCAGGAUCUGUCUGAUGUGAUGCAUGUGUGUGAAGGCAAGAAGAAGCAGACCAAUUACCUUCGCACACUUAUUAGUGACCUUGUUAAAGGCAUCCUCCCACGCAGCUGGUGUCGGUACACAGUCCCCACAUCCAUGACUGUGAUCCAGUGGGUGGCAGACUUCAGUGAGCGCAUCAAACAGUUGCAGCAGAUUUCCCAGGGAGCUGCAAGCGGUGGUGCAAAGGAGCUGAAGAACAUCCAUGUGUGUCUGGGCAGCCUGUUUGUACCAGAAGCGUACAUUACCGCCACCCGUCAGUAUGUGGCGCAGGCGAACAGCUGGUCUCUGGAAGAGCUUUGCCUGGAGGUUAAUGUCACCAACGCCCAGGGCGCCGCGCUGGACGCCUGCAGCUUUGGCAUCAAAGGUCUGAAACUGCAGGGAGCAACAUGCACCAACAACAAGCUGUCUCUGUCCACAUCCAUCUCCACAGAGCUGCCUCUGACUCAGCUCCGCUGGAUCAAACAGAGCAACGCAGAGAAGAGACACAUGGUGACUCUGCCCGUGUACCUGAACUUCACCAGGUCAGAACUCAUCUUCACUGUUGACUUCGACAUCGCCACCAAGGAAGACCCACAUAGCUUCUACGAGCGCGGUGUCGCUGUGCUGUGCACAGAGUAGAUGAAUUAUUCAUGAAGAUCAGACUAUAUUUGACUAAGUCAUGUAACGCUCAAUAACUUUACCAACCAUUAAUUGGAAAGUAGUUUGUAGUCUUUCAUUCCGAUCUAAAAUAUACUUAAACAUUUAUGGUGUGCUAAUAUGCACGUAGCCAUUCUUGGUGUUUUUGGAAGUGGUCCUGGAUGAUCUUAAUGAAUGUUGUCAGUUGGUUCAUAUAUUUAUAUAUUUAGGCUCUGAUAUUGUUACAUUAGUCGUCACCACAUAUUAGUGUUGAAGUUAAAUGAGCUUGUAGAAAGACUGUCUACUUCAGUUUUAGGCAAAUUAUAUUCAGACUUGUUGAACGGUGUUGAAAUUAUAACACUUAAAUGCCGCUCGUGGAUGAAAGGAAGAACACGUAAAAGGUCAGGUUUAAUGUGGGCUUCAUAAUGUAGUAUUUAAGUCUUAUUUUGAAGAUUAAAAACAAAAUGAAAGGGAAAAAAAAAACAGUACUGCUUCCAACUGUACCGUGCUACCUUACAAAGUAAAACUGUUCAGAUAAAAAAAUGUUGCAAUUAACUUCACUGCAAAAAAAUGACACUUAAUUGUAAAUUGGGUAUUAUUGGGUAAGAUGUGACUCUUCAGAUGAGUUUUAAGAUGCUGUCAUGAAGUGCUUUGUGAGCUCAUACUUUCUCUAAACUCAAAUGUUGUGAUAAACUAAAAUAAAAAUGUAGUCAGUGUCAAAUAUGUUUGAAUAGAAAUUGAAAUGGGAGCAGGAAAGUUGACAGUAAAGCAAACCCUUGAUUUUUAAGAUGGAAUAAAGCUUGCUGGAAUGA